GGUCAUGUCGUAUAUUCAAGAUCAUUUCAACGUUCUCAUCGUUUGCGCUUUGGAGUCAGAGCUGCAGGCCGCAAAAGCAGUUCUAGAAAACGGAACGAACGGCAAGUUUGAAAACAAAUACACACAUCCCAGGGAUCUCAGCGGCCUCAACGUGCGAGUGUGUGAAGGAUGGAAUUCUACUGAGAUGAAGGUGGGCAUGGUCGCACAAACAGAUAGGGGAGGGAGCGAGAGUCAAAGGUUGCUUUCCAAUCUCGCCAAGUACUUCACGGCUACUGUAGUCAUGAUGCCGGGCAUCUGUGCUGGAGAGGAGAUCAUGCAUGGCCAAGUGGAGCACGGUUGUGUGUUUGUCGCCAAGCGAACGACAGCAGAGAUGGGAGGGAGAGUGGAUGAAGGCGGGGAAUUCCAUGCUAAAGCACAAUACUGUGAGCUCAACAGUGGUAUCCUUGCGUCAGUCAAUGAAUUGGUUCACGUGGAUUCUGAUAAAUGGUUAAAGUACAUUCCAGAAACGGCCGUUCGUCCCAGUCCUCGUUAUCUUCAGCAACUCAUCCUAGACUUUGCAAUGGAGAGUGGAAAGGACGGCAUUACCAAAAAAGAGCUAUUGGACAAGAUGGUGGCCAAGAAAUUGCGUGGAAUGACUACAAUGGAGGAGGCUAAGACUCGUCGCACCUAUGAUGAAAUUCUGAACACAAUGCUAAAACAGUCAUCUCCUUGGGUUAGUGUAUCUCCAACAUCAAAUUUUAGGUACAUUGCUACUGAGGAAGGAAAAGGGUAUGCAGCAAACGAAGCUAGUUUUCCUCGCGAAAAUGACAUCAUUGCUAUCGUUGAUUCCAUCCUGUCAGUGUCAUGCAAGGAUAUGAACCUGAAGGCAGAGUUGAGUGCUUACAAAACACGCGUGGCUGACAGAAAGGUGAAGGCAGUUGACAUGGAAGCUUACUACUUUAUGAAUCAAGCUAUUGAGAGCUUCAAGAGAAACGAAGUACCAGGCAAAGCAGUCGUCAUUAAAAGCAUCUCUGACUAUGGCUCUAAUGCAAGCAAAGGACACUAUUUUCUUGAGUAUGCUGCCAGCACAUCCGCUGCCUUUCUAAGGCAUCUGAUGACAGUCAAACAAUAUCUUUUUGGUAAUUACUUUUAGCACAAUAUUCUAAUUGGUUAUCACACAUCUUAAUGUUGACUGUAAUUAGUUGAUGAAGAAUCUCAAAUGACGAAAACUCAAGGAGGACAACCACAACAAGGUCAUACAAACUCAACAGCGAGUGCAUCAAAUGUUCAUCUCGGUACACCAGUGGCACAAGAAAUGAAGGUGAGUUCCCCAACUGCAUCUUCAGCAUCAGCUUUACCUAACAGC
Messenger RNA from Corticium candelabrum, 1345 nucleotides. RefSeq lists its product as uncharacterized. Gene Ontology annotation, biological process: nucleoside metabolic process. NCBI's taxonomy places the organism in Eukaryota, Metazoa, Porifera, Homoscleromorpha, Homosclerophorida, Plakinidae. Gene Ontology annotation, molecular function: catalytic activity. The record is from RefSeq and is a predicted model, not a curated record. Bases 5 to 1132 code for a protein of 375 amino acids. The transcript is spliced from 3 exons.